This is a messenger RNA of Peromyscus eremicus (cactus mouse), 1042 nucleotides long. RefSeq names its product adenylate kinase 6 (gene Ak6). Bases 95 to 613 code for a protein of 172 amino acids. Gene Ontology annotation, cellular component: nucleus; cytoplasm. NCBI's taxonomy places the organism in Eukaryota, Metazoa, Chordata, Mammalia, Rodentia, Cricetidae. Gene Ontology annotation, molecular function: ATP binding; AMP kinase activity; ATP hydrolysis activity. The transcript has 5 exons. The record is from RefSeq and is a predicted model, not a curated record.
CCCGCCCGCCCUUUCCGGCUCCUCCCUGGAGAGCUCCGCGUCGGGCGGGCGCGUGAAGCCGAGGAAGCGCUGGCUGCCCCGGGGAGGGAGGACUAUGAAGCUUCCGAACAUCCUGCUCACCGGUACACCAGGGGUUGGAAAAACCACACUAGGCAAAGAACUUGCAUCAAGAUCAGGACUGAAGUACAUUAAUGUGGGGGAUUUAGCUCAGGAAGGGCAGUUAUAUGAUGGCUACGAUGAAGAAUACAGUUGUCCGAUUUUAGAUGAAGAUAGGGUCGUUGAUGAGUUAGAGAAUCAGAUGAGAGAAGGUGGUGUUAUUGUUGAUUACCAUGGCUGUGAUUUCUUUCCAGAACGCUGGUUUCAUAUAGUGUUUGUGUUGAGAACAGAUAACAGUAUACUGUACAAAAGACUUGAAACAAGGGGUUACAGCGAGAAGAAGCUACAAGACAACAUUCAGUGUGAGAUUUUCCAAGUUCUCUAUGAGGAAGCCAGAGCCUCUUACCGAGAAGAAAUUGUGCAUCAGCUGCCCAGUAAUGAACCCGAGCAGCUGGAGGAUAACAUCAACCAAAUCUCCAAAUGGAUUGAGCAGUGGGUCAAAGAUCAUAACCCUUGAAUUAGAGACUGGCCAGCCAGGCGUGGUUGGUGCACACCUUUAAUCCUAGAUCUUGGGAGGCAGAAGCUGGUCUACAUAGUGAGUUCUAGGCCAGCCAGGGCUGUGUAGGAAGACUCUGUCUCAAAAGAAAAAAAAGCCUGGCCACAGUAUAGCCGCCCCUGUUGAUAUCACUCAGUCCACCUAACAGAAAUGCCCAGGGAUCAGCAGAAGAAGACUAUGUUGCAGCUCUAGGUGCUGCCUGGAUUUCUUUUUCUCCAUGAGAAAGCUCACCAACAAUCCCAAAUACUAAUAUAAAUUAUUUUAUUAAGGAUUGAACCUAAAAAUUGUCAUCAAAUUCAGUGGACAAUAAAUCUGGUCAAUGGGGACAUAUUUUUUAAAUUUACUAAAAUGUAGGUGAUCUCUUAAAAUAAAAAUGGAAAACUAAAGAUA